AUGGAAGUGCAUCAUUCUUCCACCGAGGAAGAACUAGGACUUCUGUCCCAAAGAGGAGAUUUUGCAGAUUUCUUCAAUCAAUAUGAUGACCUCGCUAGCGAAACUGAGGUAACUGAGUCAGUUGAUGGAGAUAGCGUCCACCAUGAUCUCGAGAUCAAACAUGACAUAGAGAGCGGUGAUGGCUUUGAAGAAGAUCACAGUUUCGACGGGAGAGUUGGCUUUAGUAGCAUUUACACUCUAAGCACCAGCCGUGGUCCCGGUAGUGAGCCCGGUGGCGAUACCGGAACAAGUGGAGACCGUGAUGUCGAAGACGGAUCCAACACGACUCAAAGAUGGGGCAAGGGCGGACUAUGCCACCUAACACAAGAGAAGACAGAGCAAGCCGCGUCCGAAGAAGUCCAGCCGCAAACUAAGAAAAAUGCGCAGAACGAGACAAGCCGUACACAAAGCCAUAGUUCCAAAUCCAUCCCACCAGAAAAGAUUUCUGACUUCUCCCAAGACAAUGCCAAUGAUAUUAGCCUUCAUCUUCUGAGAACCAAGCCUCCCGAGAGAACACAGGAUUUUGAAGAUAUAAUCAGAGCACUGCAAAAAAGACCUAGUGUUAACUUUGAGGGCAAGAUACCAAAUACCUUGGGCAACGUCAAGAAGCGCGACCACCACCGCACUCCGAAGAAGAGCGCGUACAUCAUGGGAGCCACAUCAACUCCCGCCAAGAAGCGAGACCUUCCGGUCUCUGCUUCUGGCGAUGACGGAUCUCCCCAGAAGAAGCCCAAGGUCAUCGCAACAGUUGAGAAUGACAAGACUAAGGAUAGCGACGAUGAUGAUCAAUGGGAUAAUUAUUCUUGCGACUCAUCAGAUAACGAUCGUUUCUAUCAACGCGAUACACCACCCUCUGAUCGUGGCGAAGCUUCGACUGCCGCUGCCGCUGUCCCAACAAAGUCCUCAGCGAAGAAGCCGAAAGUAUCGAAGAAGAAGGGUCGUCAAGCUGAAUACAAGCCCGUUCCUGGUGAGAGUACUACGCCGGCCGCGGCCCGCAAGAACAUGCUUGACCGAUACAACACAUUGGAUAGAAAUGCCAAGUUUACAGCAUUACACAACGCUAUCCUCAAGCACGUCAAGAGCCCCGAGGAAAAGCAAGAGAUAGCCAGCUCGGCGUGCGAGAUCUGGCACAAGGUCAUGGAGGAUAACAUCAAGGACGACAAAAACCCGGAAGAGAUGGCCAUGUACCACCAGGCGUCCAUGAAACCUCCUGAUUACGCCUUCGACAAGGAUUGUAAGAUACAAAAACGUUCUCAAAAUGACCACCAACUUACUAACGUAACUAGUUUACCGCAAAGCCAGAAUGUAACUGGUGUGGAUGUGAAUGAAUGGAGAAAAGGGUUGCCCUUUUAUGAUGCUGAGCACACGACGGGAGGAGGAAAUACAGAAGGCGGAACGACGAUAGUGGGAAAGCACAAGUUUGAGUACCCUAUCUACAUAGCAGAGAAUGCACAGAACCUUGCGCGCAAGGAUGAUAUCCGCGACUACGCUACACAAUUCCCAGAGUCCUUCACGGACCGUGAACAAGCCAACGCAAAGCUCCUAGAGCUCACCCAGUAUGAAAACUUCGAAGGUAACGUCGCCGCCGUAACUCGUAGAAACAUCUUUGAAUACACGCCGCUUAAACUACUUAAGGCCGAGCUCACGCUGGCUACCGGCGAGGAGCGCGUCUUCUGGGUAGACAGACAUCUCGUAGAACUAAAGAACCUAACUAAACGGCAGCAGAGCUCGAAGAAAUGGUCUGCCAAGCGGCCGGCGCUCCCGCAUUUCAUCGUAGAAUGCGAGUUCAUGACCCGUAGCACGAGCGAAACCCCUCAACAACUACCCCAUGACGAUGACAGCGAUGUGGAAGGCGAAAUUCAAAUGUCUAACGAAGUAGUCGGCACACAAACCGGUGAACUAGAGCUCGAGAGAUUACCCCUCACUACAUUCACGGAUAGGAAACUAGCCAACGAUCACGCCGGGGCGCUGUUUCUAAGACACUCGGCCGUUCGCGAGGAGAUCCGCACGCCGCUAGACGACUUCUGGUGGGUGAACAACGCGGUUCCAGUGCAUAGAGAAGCGGAAAAGAAGGCUGAAGAACGAGAUGGGCGGUAUGUCGCAGAGUUAUACUCGAUGGAUAUGGACACGCGGCUGGGGUUCGACUGGAUGAGGGUUGCCGUUUACGCCGUGGACGAUGUAAUCGGGCCCCUAAACAUCUAG
Molecule: messenger RNA, 2241 nt
Organism: Annulohypoxylon maeteangense
Lineage: Eukaryota; Fungi; Ascomycota; Sordariomycetes; Xylariales; Hypoxylaceae
Exons: 5
Coding region: 1-2241 (746 amino acids)
Source: RefSeq, a predicted model, not a curated record